AUGGUAAAACCAUUUAUUUUCAUUAGAUUUAUUUUUAUAUUUCUAUCUGUUAAAUUAUUAAAACAAUCAUUAGCAAAUAAUUCUUUUUCCAAUAAAAAUUCGGUAGUUGAAGAAAAAAAUUAUUUAAAUUGUAAUACUCUAGGUGUUACAGCAUAUGUUAUUUUAUUUUUUAAUGAUAAUAUAACAUUUAACAACUUUUGGAAACUAUUUUUAAGAUAUAGUGAGAUAACAGAUAGUUGUACUGAUAAACAAAAUCAAAAUAUUACAUCAUAUAAUAUUUAUUUUGGCACAAAAUGGCAAAAAUCAAUUAUAACUGAUAGUUUAACAACUCUUGUUAGUUAUUGGAGUCAAGAUCCAACUGUUAAUAGAGAUAUGUUUAAUUCAAGUAUUAUUAAUACUAGUAAUAGUAAUUAUUUGGACAUUUUUCAACAGAUAGAACAUAAUUUACUUGAUCAAGAUAUGCCAGUAAAAUUAUUAAUUCAAAAAAAAGAUAUUACAGUAUUGGCAAAUUUUAACGAUAUAAAACUUAAUUCAAAAUUAGAAAAAUUAAAUAAUUUUCCAAAUACAGAAUCAUAUUAUAUGUAUGAAACUGAUAAAACAAAUAUAAUUUUUACUAAAAGAAAUAAGGUAUGUCAAUUAAAAAAUACAACAAUUGAUUGUAUGGAUGAAUAUUGUUCUGAUGAAAUAUUAAAUUUACCAUCAAAAUAUGGUAUAAUAAAAAGUCCAAUAAAUCCAUAUAAUAUAUUUAUAUCAUUUAAUGAUAUAAAAGAAAAAUAUUUACUUUUACAAUUAUUAGAAAUUAUUAUUUCAUCAAAAGAAUGCAAAUUAAAUAAUGAUGAGAUUGCUAAAUCAUAUUUAGAAAUAAAUAUUCAUCCAACAAUACAAAAUAAAACAAUUCUUAGAAUUCCUUGGUUAGGUAAUUAUACAAAAAAUUUUGUCAAAAAAUGUGUUAGAAAUUUACAAUCUCCAGAUACAUUUAUUUUACAAUCAAAAGAUAAUUUUUAUACAAAUGUAUAUAAUAAUAUGAAAAAUGAUAAAAAAAUAAUUUUAAUUGAUCAAGAUAUACCUUACAAAUUAUUAUCAUUAUUAAAAAAUACUAACAGAUCAUCAUACAAUAAUUUCAAUAUUUUUAUUAAUGGAAAACAAACAGCUAAACAUAUUUAUGAUAAUUUUACACAUCCUUUAAAUCAAAUGAAACUUUUAUCGCAAAAUAUAAAUUCACAUAUAUAUGAUAUAACUAAUAUAUCAUUAAUUAAUAAUUAUUCAACUAUUUGUACAGAAGAAACUACUUUUUAUCUAUUAUCAGAUACAUCACCUUACAAUUUUAAAGAAUCAUGGAAUUUAGCAUGGAGACAAUUUAUAUUUAUUGUUUUUUGUUGUACACUUAGUGUUAUUAUUUUAUCAACAAUAUUUUAUAAAAAAAAUAAAAAAUUAAUAAAUUCAGAAAUUGCUGAACUUGAUGAAGAAAUGAAAGCUGUAACAAAACCUUUAAGAAAAGCUAAAAAUCUUCCAGAAACUGAAAGAUUACCAUGGGAAGUUAAAAGUGAUAGAAUUCAUAUUGAUUAUGAAUUUCCAUUAGGAAAUGGAAAAUAUAGUAAUGUAUAUUUAGGUAAAUUAAAGGGUCCAGCUCCUGUAAUGGGAUGGAUAAAAAGAGUUGAAAUAAAACAAUAUCAAGAUUGUGCUGUUGCAAUAAAAGUUCCAAAACGUUUUGAUUCAGAAGAGGAAGGACAAUUAUUAAGAGAAAUAGCUGUAAUGAAAGCAAUUAAUAAUCAUGUUAAUAUAUGUAUGUUACUUGGAUGUACAGUUAGAAAUAAUCUUGUAUGUACUGUUAUGGAAUUAACACAUACUAAUCUUAAUAAAUAUCUUAAACAAAUAAAACAUUCUUUCUCUGAGCAAAAUACAAAUAAUACUUCAAUUGCAAUGAUUCCUUAUGGUAGAUUUAUAAAUAUGAUAAUUGAAAUAUGUAAUGCUAUGAGUUUAUUAGCCUCAAAAGGUUUUGUACAUAGAGAUCUAGCUGCAAGAAAUAUUCUUUUAACAACAGGUUUAAGAGCAAAAAUUUCAGGUCUUGGUUUUUGUUCUAAUGCAAAUGAUAAAACAUUUGAAAUGAAUAAAAAAACAUAUAAAUUACUACAUUAUAAAACAAUGAGUAUUGAAGUUUUAACUGAAGGUAUUUUUUCAGAAAAAAGUGAUACAUGGUCAUUUGGUUUAUUAUUAUAUGAAAUUUAUUCUAUGGGUGAAUCACCAUAUAAAGAUGUUAAAAGAGAAGAUUUAGUUAGAAAAUUAAAAAAUGGUGAAAGACUUCGUUUACCAAUUUAUGCAACAGAUGAAAUUUAUGGUAUAAUGUUAAAAUGUUGGCAUAAGUAUGCUGAAAGACGUCCUGGAUUUUACGAUCUUCAAAAUAUGUUUUUAAGUAUUUAUGAAAGACAAUUUUCAAAUCCAGCAUUUGUUUUUGAUGCUUUUUAA
Messenger RNA from Strongyloides ratti, 2463 nucleotides. RefSeq names its product Putative tyrosine-protein kinase Wsck. Gene Ontology annotation, biological process: multicellular organism development; cell surface receptor protein tyrosine kinase signaling pathway; positive regulation of kinase activity. Gene Ontology annotation, molecular function: transmembrane receptor protein tyrosine kinase activity; ATP binding. Gene Ontology annotation, cellular component: signaling receptor complex. NCBI's taxonomy places the organism in Eukaryota, Metazoa, Nematoda, Chromadorea, Rhabditida, Strongyloididae. The coding region runs from base 1 to 2463 and encodes 820 amino acids. The transcript has 3 exons. The record is from RefSeq and is a predicted model, not a curated record.